Messenger RNA from Eupeodes corollae, 5317 nucleotides. Its product is annotated as CD63 antigen. The record is from RefSeq and is a predicted model, not a curated record. Gene Ontology annotation, cellular component: membrane. NCBI's taxonomy places the organism in Eukaryota, Metazoa, Arthropoda, Insecta, Diptera, Syrphidae. The coding region runs from base 395 to 1102 and encodes 235 amino acids. The transcript has 5 exons.
GUUUUUCUUGAAAACGUCGGUUCGGCCAGAGUAAGAAUUUUUUGUAUCGGGAUUUUCAUGUGAAUUAAAAAAGAAAAAGGAAAUUUAUAAUAUUUUGUUCAGAAUUCAGAUUCUAUUCUGUCUCUCCGUCUGUUGUGUCUUGUGUGGUUAUUGUGGCGGUAACUGAAAAUAAUAAUUAACUAAAAAAUUCCUAAUUAAAAAAUAAGUCUGAACUCCACUAUAAUCUGUGUUCAAAAACGAAAACAGCAUUUAACUGUAAAAAACAAACAGAGUUCUGUCGUCAUCGUCGUCGUAGUCGUUGUUGAUAAAUCACAGCAGCAGAAGUCGAAGCAACGUCAAGAAAAUUCGUCCAAAAAUAAAACGAAACAUUAUAUAGUUUAUCAUCAUCAUCAUAAUGGCUAACGGAGGAUUAACGUGUGUCAAGUUCAUUACAUUCUUUUGUAAUCUACUUUUUGCACUCACAGGAUUGUUAAUCUUUCUUGUUGGAUUCACAGUUCAAUUAAAAUACAAUCACUAUUCAAAUUUUGUCGGAAACAACAUUUGGACCGUUCCGAUAAUUUUAAUGAUUGUUGGUCUGGUAGUGGCAGUUAUAUGUUUCCUGGGAUGUUGUGGAGCUGUCAAAGAGAAUAGUUGUAUGAUUUUGUCAUUUGCAAUUCUGGCUGUUCUCAUAUUCAUUGCUGAAGUUGGAUUGGGCAUUGCUGGUUAUGUCAAACACUCUGGUCUGCAAAAUGUUAUGGAAGGACAAUUUAAUUUGACAAUGGAACAAUAUUCUGAGCGAAAAGACUAUCGUGACACUUGGUCUCUAGUCCAAACCGAGCUCAAAUGUUGCGGCACAUACGAAUCAGCUGAUUGGGAAAGAAUUCUACACAAUACCACUUUACCAAAAUCCUGCUGUUCAGUAAUUAUUACCGAAGAAGCAACUGAUUGCACAACAAAACACGCACAUACCGAGGGAUGUUUCAACAAAUUAUUAUCCAUAAUCGAUUCGAAUACGUUAACCUUGGCUGGAGUUGUAUUAGGCGUAGCUGGAAUACAGAUCCUGACGAUAAUGUUUGCCUGUUGCUUGUUCCGUUCAUUUGGUAGAAAUUAUGAAACGGUUUAAAGAGAAGAUUAAAAAACAAAAUAACUUUUAAUAACAAUACAAAGUGCAAAGAGCAAUUGAAGUCAUUUUAUAUGUUUUUUCUUAAUUUGUCUUUUUAUUAUUUUAAACUUUUAUUUUACUUUUACUUUUAUAUCAAUAUUUAAAUUAGAAUGGGAGUCGAAAAAAGUAAAAUGGCUGCCGGUAAGCAAAAAAAUAAAUAAUAAAAUAGGUACAUUCAUAAUUUCAUUGUCGUUUUAAAUAAGAGUUUUUAAACAUUCAAAAAUAAUAAUUUAAACUAGUUUUUUUUUAAAUUUUUUUGAAGAGAAGAAAAUGUUAAUUACAAGAAAACUAUUAAUUUAUACAAAUAUUAAAAUGUUAUUACGAAAAUUUUAUUCUACAAAUUAUUGCAUAAAAAAGGGAACAAAAUUAUUUAUCAUGUUUAUGAGAGCUGUAAAUUAGUAUAAGAAACAUUUAAGAGGCAAAACACUAACAAGUAACAAGUAAGAAAAAAUAAGUGACUUCAUGUAGUAAUGAAGUUAAUAGAUUUUUGACCCAAUAACAUACGCAAUUUAUUUGGCAUUUCUCGUGGUUUCGUAUACGUUUAUCAAGGUGCUCCCAUGAGUGAUCAAUAGGAUACAAGUCAGGACUUUAAGGUAACGAGCAUGUGUAGUGUAUUAUACUCGAUCAAUAUCUUUAGAUCUAGAGCGCAGUUUUAUGUUUUGUACCCAUUCUCAAAAGUUAUUCACGCAAUAUUUCUUUAGUCAGACCUAUAAAUCUUCUAACAGUCCCUUCAGAAAGCUUUUUGUGUUCAAAUUACUUUUAUAAGAACGAAUAUGGUCGAAUCAUAACCUUUCGUUCGGUAGGUAAGCGUUUUUGAGCGUUUGUGCGUUUUAUCGACGUUAUGUGUUUAAGCAACCGAAUAGAAAGUAGAUUUACUUUUGCUUUGGCCUGGUAUAUUGGUCUGACGUUUACGAUAUUAAUAUACAAAGCGGUCGUAACGCUAGAGAUAAAAUUUCAGAUUGUCUCAUAAGAUUCCUUGAUUUUUUAUUCCCAAAUGUCAAAGACUCACCGACCCAACGCGAGGUUGUGGUUUAGCUAUAAAAUUAGGUGGCAACAGUUCUUAGAGAACUAGGGCCUAGUGACUUACAUACAAUUUCUUUAUUUCCUCUCAUCCCUUUCAUUGAACACAAAAUAGCUGAUUUAGGAGCUGUUUCUAUUUGUGCUUGUUUCACGAAGAAGUUGAUUCUAUGCCUGCGUAAAUUACAUCAUACGAAUUGUCAGAACUCAUAAUAUUCAUCAAUUUUAAAAAUACAACAUAGAAGGUAAACAAAUGGGUUUUGGAGGGCGAAACGUAGUUUUUAAAUCUUCAUAAAGAAUGUUUUUGAAACAAAUCUUAACUGUUUUGUUGACAAAUUACGUUAUUUGGAACUAAAAAACAAUAAAUGCCUUUUUAUGAUUUUUUGUUUUUCAUGUAAAAUUACAAUUUUGAAAUACUUUAAAACGUUUCGAGAAUGAUAAUGCCAGUCUUCAGCACUCUUUAAAUUUAAUAUUCCAAUUUUAACGAAGAAAAUAAAUGUAAUCGCACUCGAAACUUCGUGUGGUCUGUGAACGACGUGUCGAUGUGAACAACAUUUUACAUAAAGAAAAAAGUUACGUAAAAGUAAUUGAUAUCAAAAAUGAUUCGGUUGAAAAUGAGUAAAAAUAAUGCAUAAAUAUUAAGGUGCAACAUGACUUUUAGUUUACAGUUUUGUGAUUUGUUUAUUGAUUUCAGAUGUGUUUUUCUUUGAACAAUUUCUUAUUCGUGAAACAAUUUAUUAAAGGAUUAAAUCGAUACAAAUUGAAGCUAAACCAAAUAGGAUAGGGCUUAGUAUUAUCAAGUCUGUAGUAGAGGUCUAAGUUAAAAUUUCAACGAGCACCAUCUUUCAGAUUUUCUUUAGACUUUGACUCUGUUUAAAAAUUGAGAAACCCUCCAUGCGUAAAUCUUUUAAUGAAAAAUUAAAUCUCAAUUUAAUUUUUUCGGACUCAACUUGAAAUAAGUGUUUCUACCAAACGGGGAUAUCAAAAUAAAAGUGAAAUCGUCAGAGUUGUAAAGACUAAAGUCUUUUACUAACUGCAGUCAGUUAAGUCAAAGUUUAUUUACUUAAAAUUUUAAACUCGUGGUUUGACUUUGACUUUUUACUAUGUAGUUAAAAGUCACAUUCAUGACUUUGACUUGAAGUCAGUUUAAAAGUCAAUUUGACUGCAGUCUGUUUAUCUCCAUACAGUCUUUGAAAUCAUUUAAAAGUCAAUUUUAAAAAUCAGUAAGUCAUUUGAAUGCAGUUUUUUUUGACUUAAGCAAAGACACUCCAUAUAAAACAUCUGUCAAAAAAGUAAAUACACUGCAUCGAAUUGCUGAUUCACAUUACAAAAUUUACGUAAUGUCAAAAUUACAAAUACAACUAUUUAAACAAAUGGGUGUUGGAGGGUAAAAAGUACGAAAGAUUCCGGUCUUUAAUCUUUAUAUGGAGUGUCUUCGGACCUAGGCACGAGUUAAUCAUUUGCUUUGAGAUAAGGAAUGUGAUGUUGGUAAAAAUCAUAUAAAUAUGUGUAUUUUUUAGACAAAUUAAUUAAAAAGAUCAAUUCAAAUACAAAUAUCACAAUUUCACAUUUAUAAACCUAUUUUAUGUAGGAAUUUGAAAACAAUCACCCUUAUCUAUUCUAUCUUAGUUAUUGACUUUAAAUAUUCAAAAGCCUGCGUUGAAAUGACUUACUGAAUUUAAAUUUUGAAUCACUAUGAAGUCAAAGAGACUGCAGUCAAAAUGCCUUUAAGCCAAUUGGGUUUCCAAAUAUGAUUCAAGUCAUGGCAUUCAAAAAUUACUUAACUUUUGUUGUUAAAAAGUCCAAAUCAUUUUGAAAGUCAAAAGACUUAAAAAUACGUUCAAAACAAAUGACAAAGUUCGUGAAAAAGGCGACAUUUAUUGACGCACAUUUUUCUGUUCAUUAAACUUCUAGCUUUGACAGAUUCAUAAAACUACCUUGAAACCAAACAUACCUUUUAACUGAUUUGUAUUAAUUUUGUAUGUUCUAGUGAUUUUUUAAAGCAUCCAUCUUCUGUAUGAAAUUAUGCAAUAGUUGGUAAAAUAAAAUACGUUUUACUUGAACUUUUUAUUUUAUAUCAUUUAUUAAUAAAUUUCUCUAUAAAUCGGAUAUGCAAUAGUUUGUUAAUAGACAAAAAAGAUGAAACUUAUCUGUUAAAUAUAUACUAUAAAAUAAAUUUAUGAACAUUGUACGUACGUAUUUGAUUGAAAAAAUAGAUUCUAAGAACAAGUUUUAAAAUAAAUAAGUUUAUCAAUUAAAAUAUUCAUUAAAUUAAUUAUAAAUAAACAAAAAAAACACAAUAAGAAUGAAAACAAAAAUUUCAAUGCAUAAUUAAUAAACUCAAGUAGAUAACAUACAUACUUACUAAAUAUGCAUCAAAUACCAUAACCAAUCUGCACCACAACUCUUUGGUUUUUAAUCCUACUGUUUUCAUCUUAAAAUAAAUCACAUUGAUAUACAUAUAUACGUAACUCGAUAUUUUUUGCGUCCAAAUUAAAAUAAAUAAACAACAGAAAAGUAAGCACUAAAAAAUGUUACAUUUUUUGUUUAUUCUACAAAAAUAAAAUUAACAAUUUAAACAUUCCCCAUCAGGUGUUCAAAUGUUAGUAAGAAGAGUUUUUGUUCUUAAUUCAAGUGUUUUACAUUUAAUUAUUUUAAAUUUUCUGCAUUCCCAUGAAAUAAUUUAUCAUAAACCCAACAAUAUUGUUAUCAACUUUUUUAAAAUAUACUAAAAUAAUUGCGAUUUUUUCGCAUUGACUCACUUUACUUUACAAAUAAAGUGUUCUCUCUAAAAGCAAAAAGACAAAACAAACAAAAAUGGAAAAUGUUAACUUUUAUACCAAAUAUUGUUCAACGGUUGAUGUCCUCUUUUUUUUUAUUCUUUUAUAAUAUUUAAACAAAAAGAAAAACAAAACAAAAAAUAUCCCAAAAGACUUGUGUAUUUUUCUUGUGCAAUUUGUAUUGAAUUUCUCAAAAAAAUAAAAUUUAAUAAAAUAUUUGUGGCAACACCACAGAGAAAGUGUAACUUUUUUUAUAUAUAUAAAAACAAAAACAAAAAUAUGUAUGUUUUAUGUGUAUUUCAUUCUUUUGAUAUAUUUAUGUACACUCUAAGAAUUUUACAAAUAAAAUUUUAAAUUAUUCAAGUAAUUCUAAAUUUUA